GUGGGCUUCCUGAUCGUCUUCACCGUGGUGGGCAACGUGCUGGUGGUGAUCGCCGUGCUGACCAGCCGCGCGCUGCGCGCCCCGCAGAACCUGUUCCUCGUGUCGCUGGCCUCGGCCGACAUCCUGGUGGCCACGCUGGUCAUGCCCUUCUCGCUGGCCAACGAGCUGAUGGCCUACUGGUACUUCGGGCCGGUGUGGUGCGGCGUGUACCUGGCGCUGGACGUGCUGUUCUGCACCUCGUCCAUCGUGCACCUGUGCGCCAUCAGCCUGGACCGCUACUGGUCGGUGACGCAGGCCGUCGAGUACAACCUGAAGCGCACGCCGCGCCGCGUCAAGGCCACCAUCGUGGCCGUGUGGCUCAUCUCGGCCGUCAUCUCCUUCCCGCCGCUCGUCUCCUUCUUCCGCCAGCCCGCGGGCGCGGCCUACCCGCAGUGCGGCCUCAACGACGAGACCUGGUACAUCCUGUCGUCCUGCAUCGGCUCCUUCUUCGCGCCCUGCCUCAUCAUGGGCCUGGUCUACGCGCGCAUCUACCGCGUGGCCAAGCUGCGCACGCGCGCGCUGGGCGACAAGCGCGGCCCCGCGGGCCCCGACGUCCUGUCGCGCCGGCGCCGCGCGCGCAGCAGCGUGUGCCGCCGCAGGGUGGCCCAGGCGCGCGAGAAGCGCUUCACGCUGGUGCUGGCCGUGGUCAUGGGCGUGUUCGUGCUCUGCUGGUUCCCCUUCUUCUUCAGCUACAGCCUGUACGGCAUCUGCCGCGAGGCCUGCCAGCUGCCAGACCCGCUCUUCAAGUUCUUCUUCUGGAUCGGCUACUGCAACAGCUCGCUCAACCCGGUCAUCUACACCGUCUUCAACCAGGACUUCCGCCGCUCCUUCAAGCACAUCCUCUUCCGACGGCGCACGAGGGGCUUCAGGCAGUGA
This is a messenger RNA of Dipodomys ordii (Ord's kangaroo rat), 915 nucleotides long. RefSeq names its product adrenoceptor alpha 2C (gene Adra2c). Gene Ontology annotation, molecular function: adrenergic receptor activity. The record is from RefSeq and is a predicted model, not a curated record. The transcript has 2 exons. Gene Ontology annotation, cellular component: membrane. NCBI's taxonomy places the organism in Eukaryota, Metazoa, Chordata, Mammalia, Rodentia, Heteromyidae. Gene Ontology annotation, biological process: adenylate cyclase-activating adrenergic receptor signaling pathway. The annotation marks the transcript as partial.